Magnolia sinica is the source of this 2909-nucleotide messenger RNA. RefSeq names its product CSC1-like protein HYP1. The coding region runs from base 493 to 2640 and encodes 715 amino acids. Gene Ontology annotation, molecular function: calcium-activated cation channel activity. Lineage: Eukaryota; Viridiplantae; Streptophyta; Magnoliopsida; Magnoliales; Magnoliaceae. The record is from RefSeq and is a predicted model, not a curated record. Gene Ontology annotation, cellular component: plasma membrane. The transcript is spliced from 11 exons.
GCGCCCCGCGCGUGCUCGGGGGACGCAUUUCACGUGUAAUAAGAACGCCAGCCUUGAUUCGCGUCCACAGGAGAAGGACGAAGAACAGAAAAGAAGUAUGUGUAUUUCGCCGCGAAACUUCUGAUGGGGGGCAAUCUCUAAAAAAAGUUAAAAAUCGUCUGGCGGGGCCAUGCGAGCUUUUAUCUUGGUAUGAAAAGGAGUGCUGUUGAUAAUCCCCCAACAGAUAGUCUUCAUGCUUCGAAUUUGAUUGUUUGGUUUGGUUUAUCUUGUCUCGCUAGCUGUUUCCUUUGGAGCAUAGCUACACUAAAUAAGGAGAAGGAAAAGGGAUUUCUACAGGCUGCCGUUCUUAGCUGAAGUCGGAGUUCUCAAUUGUUAGGAUUUAGAAAUGGGCCGCCCAUGAGUGUCCUGAUCGAGCAUGUGCAGUUGAAUUGAUUGUGGCAAAGGGAAAAUAGCGUGUGCAAUAAUUUGAGGUUUUCGACUUCGUUUCAAGUAAUGAUUGUCUCUGCUCUAUUAACGUCACUGGGCAUCAAUUUCGGCCUCUGCAUUCUAUAUUUCACACUAUAUUCUAUAUUGAGGAAGCAACCUGGAAAUAUCGAAGUAUAUGCCCCGCGCUUAGUUGCUGAGGGAAAGUCUCGACAAGAAAGCCAUUUCGACCUAGAGAGGCUGUUGCCCUCAACUGGAUGGGUGAGAACUGCAUGGCAAUUAUCAGAAGAGGAACUCUUGUCGGCUUCAGGCUUGGAUGCUGUGGUGUACAUGCGCAUUUUCAUCUUUAGUUUGAGAGUUUUUUCUGUUGCUGGCAUCAUAGGGAUUUGCAUUCUUCUUCCAGUAAAUUACUUGGGGAACGAACUAAAUGAUAUUGACUUCUCCGAACUUCCAAACAAGUCUGUGGACCUAUUUAGCAUUUCAAAUGUGAAGGAUGGCUCAAAAUGGUUAUGGGUUCACUUCUGCUCUGCUUAUCUUAUCACUGGCGUUGUUUGCUUUCUUCUUUAUUAUGAAUAUAAUUAUAUUUCUUCUAAGAGGCUUGCAUCCUUUUAUGCAUCAAGACCACAGUCACAUGAUUUCAGCGUUCUAGUUCGUGGUAUCCCUGUGACUUCUGGGAGCAGCUUUAGUAACCAAGUCGAGAGCUUUUUUACAGAAUAUCAUUCUUCUACCUACCUGUCGCACUCGGUGGUUCGUCGAACAAGCAAACUCCAAGGUCUCAUUAGUGAUGCAGAGAAGCUGUAUAAAAAACUUACGCAUUUAAAAUCAAGACCUGGGCAAAAAUUUCAACGUAAUGGUUUCCUGGGACUUUUUGGACGAAAGGUUGAUGCUGUAGAUCACACUGAGAAGAGGUUACAAGAUUUGGAAGAGAAUGUUAGAAUACAACAAUCAGAUGUUUCAUUGAUAGGGGAGGAAGUUCCAGCUGCCUUUGUUUCCUUCAAGUCACGUUAUGGUGCUGCAAUUGCUGUUCACAUCCAACAAGCCAUCAAUCCCAUGCAAUGGAUCACAGAGCAAGCUCCUGAGCCUAAUGAUGUUUACUGGCCUUUUCUUUCUUCAACAUUUCUGCGAAUUUGGAUCUCCAAGCUGCUUGUUAUCGUAGCGUCUAUUUUCCUCACAGUUAUCUUCCUCAUCCCAGUUGUCUUUGUGCAAGGACUAGCAAAUUUGGAUCAGUUGGAGAUCUUGCUGCCUUUCUUGAAACGUGUAUUGUCCAUAACAUUUGUAAGCCAAGUUGUCACAGGAUAUCUUCCCAGUCUCAUUCUUCAGAUGUUUUUAUCCUUCGUCUCUCCAAUUAUGAAGCUCUUUUCCUCCAUGCAAGGAUAUAUAUCACACAGUCAGAUAGAGAGAAGUGCCAGCAGUAAAGUACUUUGGUUUACUAUAUGGAACGUUUUCUUUGCAAAUGUGCUAUCUGGAUCAGUUAUAAGUCAAUUAAAAUUAUUCCUUGAUCUCAAGAAUAUUCCUUCGAGGCUAGCUGCUGCUGUUCCAGCACAGGCUUCGUUCUUCAUUACCUAUGUUUUGUCAUCUGGAUGGACUAGUGUGGCAUCAGAAAUUGCUCGCGCAAUCCCUCUCAUUUGUGAGCUUAUAGGAGGGUGUUGCUCAAAAAGCAGAAGUGAUGAAUUUGACGUGCCUUCUUUUCCUUACCACAAGGAAAUUCCUAGAACUCUCUUAUUUGGGCUUCUUGGCAUUACAUAUUUCUUAUUAGCACCGUUAAUUAUACCUUUCGUCUUGGCAUAUUAUGCUCUUGGUUACAUUGUCUAUCGUAACCAGCUAUUAAAUGUGUAUUUGCCCAAGUUUGAAACUGGUGGAAAAUUUUGGCCGAUUGUGCAUAAUUCAACAAUAUUUACUUUGAUACUGAUGCAAACAAUUGCUAUUGGAAUUUUUGGGCUGAAGAAGCUUCCUCUUGCAUCGAGUUUGACAUUGCCUCUUCCAGUGCUCACCCUUUUGUUCAACGAGUACUGUCGGAAAUGCUUCCUACCAAUUUUCCAUGCUUACUCUGCUGAGAGUCUGAUCAAGAAAGACCGAGAAGAUCAUAGUGACCCUGCUAUGGGCGAAUUCUUUGAUAAACUGGUCAAUGCCUAUUCUGAUCCUUGUAUGCGACCCCUCAGUUACUCUGACAACGCUGACAGGCAUAUCUCUCCCCUUCUUGGUCCAGCUCAAGUUUGAAAUUUGGAUGGUGAUGCCUCACAUCGUGCUUUGCUAUUUCACCAUACUAUGUUCUGUGUGGAAACUUCCACGUGACGGUUUGUGAUCAAACAAAUAGAAGUCUUUAGAAAAGUUAUGCAAACCGAGAUGGCUGCUACCAGAACAAGAAAAAUGGAUGUUUGAUAAAUAUGUUUGGGAUUGUGUUGUUGACAUUUCUGUGAUUAUGGCCAAGCAAGCUGAAAUUUCUGCCACGUUUUAUUAAAUGAAAAUUCUUGCUUCCUUGAUGAAAA